AGUGGCCUUCCGUGCGAUCUGGGCCAGCGCGCCGGUCGUCCGGGCAACGCGGGAGCCGGGCGGGCGCGUGCGCCGCUUGGGUCGUGGGGGCCGCCCACCCUUGUGCGCGCCGCCGGGUAAGAAGGCGCGGCCCGCCCGCCCCCGCCGCGGUGUCGCCGGGAGUCGGAGGCGGCCGCCCGGCGUCGUCGGAGCGUCUCCGCCAUGAAACCCAACUUCUCGCUACGACUGAGGGUCUUUAACCUCAACUACUGGGGCAUUCCUUACCUGAGCAAGCACCGGGUCGAGCGGCUGACGCGCCUCGGGGACUUUCUGAACAUGGAGAGCUUCGACCUGGCCCUGCUGCAGGAGGUGUGGAGCGAGUACGACUUCCAGUACCUGAAACAGAAGCUGUCGCCUACCUACCCAGCCGCACACUACUUCCGGAGUGGCAUCAUUGGCAGUGGCCUCUGUGUCUUCUCCAAACACCCAAUCCAGGAACUCACGCAGCACGUCUACACGCUCAAUGGCUACCCGUAUAUGAUCCAUCACGGAGACUGGUUCUGUGGCAAGGCCGUGGGCUUGCUGGUGCUACAUCUGAACGGACUGGUGGUCAACGCCUAUGUGACCCACCUCCAUGCCGAGUACAGUCGCCAGAGGGACAUCUACCUAGCGCAUCGUGUGGCCCAAGCCUGGGAACUGGCCCAUUUCAUCCACCACACAUCCAAGAAGGCAGACGUGGUCUUGUUGUGUGGAGACCUCAACAUGCACCCCAAAGACCUGGGCUGCCGCCUGCUGAAGGAGUGGACGGGGCUGUACGAUGCCUACCUUGAGGCCCAGGACUUCCAGGGUGCUGAAGACGGCUGUACCAUGGUACCUGGGAACUGCUAUGUCAGCCAGCAGGACCUGGAGCUGUUUCCCUGUGGCAUUCGCAUCGAUUACGUGCUCUACAAGGCUGUUUCCGGACUCUGCAUCUCCUGCAAGACUUUCAAAACCACCACGGGCCACGACCCGCACCACGGCGGUCCUCUCUCCGAUCAUGAGGCCCUGAUGGCCACUCUGUGUGUGAGGCACAGCCCUCCACAGCAAGACCCCAGCCCCACCUCUGGACCAGCAGAGAGGUCACCACUGACCAGUGUGCUAAGGGAGGCAUGGAGCGAGCUGGGGCAGGGAAUGGCCCAGGCUCGCUGGUGGGCCACCUUGGCUAGCUAUAUGAUUGGUCUGGGGCUGCUUCUCCUGGCAUUACUGUGUGCACUGGCGGCCAGAGAAGGGGCUAGAGAAGUAGCCAUACUGCUAUGGACCCCCAAUGUAGGACUGGUGCUGGGGGCAGGAGUUGUCUACCUCUUCCACAUCCAGGAGGCCAAAGGCUUAUGUAGGGCCCAUGCUGAGCUCCAGCACGUGCUGGGACAGGCAAAGGAAGCCCAGGAGCCAGACCAAGAGCGUGAGGCAGCUCCGCUCCAGGGGCUACAGGAGGGGGAAGGACUAAAGGAACAAUAAAGUUGAACAAUUGA
Ochotona princeps (American pika) is the source of this 1487-nucleotide messenger RNA. RefSeq names its product sphingomyelin phosphodiesterase 2 (gene SMPD2). The transcript has 10 exons. Gene Ontology annotation, molecular function: sphingomyelin phosphodiesterase activity. The record is from RefSeq and is a predicted model, not a curated record. NCBI's taxonomy places the organism in Eukaryota, Metazoa, Chordata, Mammalia, Lagomorpha, Ochotonidae. Bases 202 to 1473 code for a protein of 423 amino acids. Gene Ontology annotation, cellular component: cytoplasm.